Gigantopelta aegis is the source of this 697-nucleotide messenger RNA. RefSeq names its product leucine-rich repeat-containing protein 59-like. Gene Ontology annotation, molecular function: protein binding. The annotation marks the transcript as partial. The record is from RefSeq and is a predicted model, not a curated record. The transcript has 5 exons. Lineage: Eukaryota; Metazoa; Mollusca; Gastropoda; Neomphalida; Peltospiridae.
AGUGUCAGACUCAAAGUUCUGCUGAUAAGUACUUAAAGAAGUAUUUCCUACACCAGUUCUUAAACACAUUGAAACAGAAACAAUGCCAAAGGAUCAGAAUAUUAGAGAUUAUUUAGAUGGAAAUGAGCUAGAUUUAAGUUUACAUAACUUAACAUCAGUACCUGUAAAAGAACUGGUGUCAAUCCCCAAAGCAACGCACCUGGAUUUGUCAUGUAACCAACUGACAUGUUUACCUACCACUUUCUGCUCCCUAACUCACAUAGUGAAGAUUGACCUCAGUAAGAACCACCUCACUGAUUUACCGGACAAUUUUGGUAACCUGUGCAACUUACAGCACCUCGAUCUUCUCGGAAACCAGUUGGUCAGGCUCCCUGUUAGCUUUGGUCAGCUGCAGAAACUUAAGUGGCUUGACUUGAAGGACAAUCCUCUGGAGCUGGAGCUGAAGAAAACGGCAGGGGAUUGUCUGGAUGAGAGAGAAUGCCGAAUGUGUGCUCAAAAGGUCUUGGUGUAUAUGAAAAACAUUGAAGAUGACAUCGAACGAAAGAGGAAAAAGAAAGAAGCUGCAAAAAGAGAACGUGAAAAAGCUAAAAAACUGCAAGAGGAAAAAGAGAGAGAACAAAAGAAAAAGGAGAAGCAGGCAGAAAAGGCGAAACGAAGACAGGAAUAUGAAGUUCAAAAGGCAGCAAAUAACCCCGUG